Molecule: messenger RNA, 2163 nt
Organism: Halichondria panicea
Lineage: Eukaryota; Metazoa; Porifera; Demospongiae; Suberitida; Halichondriidae
Exons: 10
Coding region: 111-1943 (610 amino acids)
Biological process (GO): signal transduction
Molecular function (GO): protein binding
Source: RefSeq, a predicted model, not a curated record
UUGGUGUUAUUUAGUGUAUGACGACUUCACAGAUGCACUAAAACAGUAAUAGCUAUAAUUCUAUAGUAGAGUUAUAAGUUUCAAGUGAGAGUGUAAUCUAUUGUAAUCUGAUGGCUACUAAAGCAGACCCCGGCCCCACAGGUGUUAAAGUCCAUCUUAUCAAUGUAGGGCAGGGAGAUGCAAUAUUGCUAGAGGUUAUAUAUGCUGAUGGUACAUCACCCAAAAGGUACCUUAUCGAUGGUGGCGUGAAGCGACAAAAAAAUAACCUAAUAAAGGCCCUGAAGUGUAACGAAUGCAUACAUUCAAAAUCUUCAGUAGAAAAAACAUCGAAAGAUUGUAUAGAGCUUGACUUGAUUGUCAAUACUCAUCCGGAUGCUGACCAUUGUGGGGGAAUUAAUGCACUUUUAGAUGGAACGUACAAUUUCUGCUGUCCUAUCAUAACCACCAAAGACGCGAAAGUGCAAGUAAGUCCUAAGGACCAAAGCAUUGAAAAAGACUAUGAUACAAGUGCAGAAGGUGAUUGCCUUCAUUUUUGGUUUCAGCAACCUGGAAAAAUUUACAAAGAUUUAAAAGGAUCAACCGUAACAAUUUCGAAAAAAGACACAAACAAGGAUUGUAAUGAAGAAAGUAUUCUGACAACUGUAAAACUACCAGAGAGCAAAAUUUACAAUUACGAUGUGGUGUUGACUGGCGACUCAUAUGCUGUGACCAUCCUUAAAACACUUGGACUCUCACCAACGCCUGCAAGUCCACUAAAGAUUCCAAGAGUUUGUAUUUUUCAAGUGCCUCAUCAUGGAAGCAAGAGUGCAUAUGCCAAGAAAAAAGGUCAAGCUGCUAUCGAUUAUAAGGAAUUCUAUAUGAAAUUUGAUGCAGACAUCUACUUAAUCAGUCAUGGCGAACGCUACAAACAUCCGCAUGAGGAAGUUAUCACAGGCAUUCUCUCUGCAGCUGUCGAUAAAAAAAAAAAGUGUAACAUAGUAGUCACGGCAACAUAUUUUGACAAACAAUUGAAAAUCAAAGACAAAAAUGUAUCCGACAACUGGAGUGGUUAUGUUACCAUCUACCACUUCAAAAAAGACAUUUCGUAUGUCACCCUACUCGGUACCGAGGGUCUAUCCAGUAUCGAGGGUCUAUCCAGUAUCGAGGGUCUACAGCUGUACACUGGAAAAGAGGUAAGUGACCCCCCACGAGGAAAACCCCUCGUUAGAGGGCGCUCAAGCUCCGAGGUAUUGGACCCUUGGGAGAGGUCAAGCUCAGGAAGACUCGUUAAAGGGUGCUCAAGCUCCAAGAAACAAGACAAGCAUGAUGGAAGAAAAUUCAAACAACGUAAACGUGCAACAGCUAUGCAUCCAAAUCCUCCAACUCCAUCCAGAAAGGUAUUGGACCCUUGGGAGAGGUCAAGCUCAGGAAGACUCGUUAAAGGGCGCUCAAGCUCCAAGAAACAAGACAAGCGUCAGCGUAUUGAUGAUGAUAAAACUGGGGAAAGAAAACCCAAACAACGUAAACAUGCAACAGCUAAGGAAUUUGAACGAGAUGUUUCGAUACGGCAUUCAAAUCCUCCAACUCCAUCCAGAAAGCACACUACUGUAAAUACCCUAUUAUCAAGCAAUGGCUUGGGGUUCGAAGACGUAAAUACAGAGUGCAGAUAUGACCAUUUAUAUGAGAUUUCAAAGCAGCUGGAAAACUGGGAGCAGGUAGUAAUGCGGCUGGGAUUAACACAAGAUGAUAUUGAUCUCAUCAAACGUAACACAUCAAGUAUGAGGAGGAGGAGAUUGGACAGUCUUAAUAAAUGGACAUCUAUGACUGGAACAGCUACGUAUCGAGUUCUACUACAAGCUUUGUUGGGCUGUGGCUACAAUGACCAAGCAACACAAGUGUGCUCACUACUCAAGAAAUCACUACUGUAUCAAGAGAGAAGUCUGAUGGCUACAGUUGAUCUUUAAGGAUAGAAGCAUAGAUCUAUGAUAUUUAGUGUUAUACCGUAUAGCGGGUAAAUUUAGCGAAUGAGGCAAUUAAACUACUAUUAACGAUUUCUAAUUUGACGAUUAUGCUGCACAAAAUUAUUGAUCUCGUGCGAUAUACCAGGUCUGAGUUCAAGCUAACGCGGUUUUUAAUUUUGUGAUUCCCAAAUUUAUCCACUAUACGGUACAUGACUACUCCUGA